AUGAACGAUUUGGAUGAUUUAAAGUAUUUUGAUCGUCGGAAAGCUGAUUCUGAGACAUUCUUGAUACCGUCCGAUUUCGCAAUGGCUUCAGAGCUUGAUGAUGUCUGGCGGAACAGCGAUGAUUGGGCCCUUUAUAGUAGUGGCAAAUUUGAGGGUGAUAUGGAUAUAAACAUCAUUGAAUUGGCAAAUAUUUAUCCAAACAUUGAUAACGACGACACAAAUCCGCAAAACAAUAUACUGUACAACGCGGUACGAAAUCGACACCAAUUGUGGCCUAAUUCACGAAUACCGUAUGCCAUGAGUAGCCAGUACAGUCCAUAUAGUCGUUCAGUAAUAGCAGCUGCAAUGCAGGAGUAUACACAACGUACAUGUGUUCGUUGGGUACCACGAUCUAUUGAAGAUUAUGAUUAUAUCUACAUAGUGCCCGAUCGAGGAUGCUAUUCAAUGGUUGGCAAAACUGGUGGUAGACAAACGGUAUCGCUCGGUACAGGGUGCAUACAAAAGGGCAUCAUAAUGCAUGAACUGAUGCACGCGGUUGGGUUUUUCCAUGAACAAUCCAGAACUGAUCGAGAUAAACACAUAACAAUACUCUGGGGAAAUAUACAACCUGGAAUGCAGGGGCAAUUUGAAAAAUACGAUCACGGUAUGAUCGAUUCACUUGGCGCUGAUUAUGAUUACGAUUCGAUUAUGCACUACGGAUCGCGAGCAUUUAGCCGCAAUGGUCAACCAACAUUACUGCCGAAAAUUCCUGUUGCUAUUGGUACGACUGAAAUGCAGAGACUAGCGGAAACCCCAGCUUCUAAAACCAAUGAAAGUCGGAAACCCACAAAUGCAUCCACACUUCUGACCAUCACUGAAUCUUGCAAAAACAUUCGUUUGGAUUGCGACGAACUCGUCAACUAUGGAUGGUGUACAGGUAACCCACGAUGGAUGAAACAUUACUGCCCGAAGAGCUGCAGCAUGUGCAGCAAUUCCACAGUUCAGCCAUGUGUGGAUCAACGGCCAGACUGUUUUACACUUGUGCAAAAUGGCUACUGCACAAUUUCGAACGCAUUUAUGCAGGCUUUCUGCCCCGAAUCAUGUGGUUUUUGCAAACUAGUAGAAGUACUAAGCAACGAAACAGUGACAACAAAAUUAUCAAUUACAGGUACAGUAAUAACACCUACAACAGAGGCAACAACGAGGAAAUUCAACAGACUGAAACAAUCGUUUGGAACCGCAUGGAGAAGGCUCAUCAAUUCAAAAAUAAAUCCUGCUGAAAUAUCUUCUGCGCAAAAAACGUGCAGUGACCGGAAACGUUUCUGCACUCAUUGGAAAAAUGUUGGAUUCUGCAAAGGAUUGUUUUCCAGUUUUAUGCUGGAAAACUGUCAGCGGUCAUGUAAAAUAUGCACCGACGAAGAUGAUGAUAAAUUUUCCGAGUAAAUGAAACACUUGUCAUGGCUCAUUAAAAAGCCAUACGGACCUUGAUUUCAAAUAUUAAAACAAAUUAAGUGUUAGAAUAUAGCUUCUCUUACUAUUACCCUAAUCGUAACACUAUGCAUAAGGAAGUUCAACUGCAAAAAAAUAACAGUAUAAAAUUUGUUUUCAAGGGAUUCGAACUGUUAUCAGGAAAGAGAAAAACUGUUGGUAAACAAUGAAGGAAUCCGACCGUAGCAAAUACUGUGUUUCUCCG
Messenger RNA from Loa loa (African eye worm), 1672 nucleotides. RefSeq lists its product as hypothetical. Gene Ontology annotation, molecular function: zinc ion binding; metalloendopeptidase activity. The coding region runs from base 1 to 1422 and encodes 473 amino acids. Lineage: Eukaryota; Metazoa; Nematoda; Chromadorea; Rhabditida; Onchocercidae. The transcript has 10 exons. The record is from RefSeq and is a predicted model, not a curated record. Gene Ontology annotation, biological process: proteolysis.